UUUUGUAAUUUUUGAGAUUAUUAAUUAAUGGUAAUAGAAUGUAUUUUUACUCCGGCUGGAUGGUAAUGACAACAGUGACCACGCAGGCAAUUGAUGUCACAUUGAUAAUGGGUGAAGUGAAUAAAGCUGAGCAAAUGCUCUUUCCUCCAAAAAAUGAGUACGUACUCCAGUUUCAUGUGAAUAAAAAGAACUUGCUCAGUGGAGGCUCGGAGCACUUUCUCAUGUUGACGACUAGACAAUUGACUUGAAGUAUCUACUCACCUUUUUAGGUGAAUAAAACUAGGCACUUGCUCCAAAAUGUGAGCAGGUACUCCAGAAAUUACCGAUCUACUCAUUAGUAGAUACAACUUGCUCAAGUAAAGACGUUCAAUCUUGUGAUGGCAGUUUUUACCUUUUCGUGCUGUAAAACUUUACAGAGUGCGUCGGGAAUCUCGAGAGCAAGACUACCGAGCUCUUUAUCGUUUUAAUAAAAUGAAUGUUGAGUGGGUUAGUGAUCAUUUUCUUGGGGAAAACUUUGAAAGGCGUGGUGGUGCGUUGCCCAAUUUGGACAGAAUGCGUACUUUUCUUCGAUAUGUUGGUGAUCCUGGGUUUCAGAGUGGUGUUGCCGAAGAUGUUGGUAUCGACAGAACUACAGUCACAAAAACCAUUUCAGAUGUAAUGGCAGCUAUAUUACUGAAGAAAAACGUAUGGAUAAAAUUUCCUUCUACAAGAGAAGAAAUGGAACAACAAAAAGCCAAUUGGCAAGAAAAAUACAGAUUUCCUUCAGCCAUUGGAGCUGUUGACUGCACUCAAAUACCUAUACGCAAGCCUUCUGACCAUGGCGAUGAAUAUAUAAAUAGAAAGAGGUUUCCAAGUAUAAAUGUGCAGGCAACUUAUAAUUUUGCUGAAGAGUUCACAAGCGUAGAUGCUUCUUGGCCAGGUUCAGUGCAUGAUGCACGAAUUUGGAGAAAUUCAGAUAUUUACAGAAUUAUGGAAUUCAAUCAAGCUAAUGCACUUCUAAUUGGAGAUUCAGGUUACGGGAUAGCUCCCUGGCUUAUGACGCCCUAUGAAAACCCAAUAACUGCUAGAGAAAGGGCAUACAAUCCGUGUUUGGCCCAAGAAAGAGUAAUAAUUGAACGUUGUUUUGGUCAGUUGAAACAACGUUUCCCAAUUAUGCAAAACAAAAUUAGGAUUAAAACUGAAAAUGUUCCGUCGAUGGUUGUUUGUUGCUUUAUUCUUCAUAAUGUAGCAAAAAGACUAAGUGAUGAAGACUUUGACUUUAACAUUGAGGAAAGGCAAAACAGUGAAGUUGGCAAUGUAGAGAAUCGUAACGAAAGAGACAUCCGCAAUAGAGGACAACAGAGAAGAACCGAAAUUGCUCGGCUGAUACAUGGAGCUUAA
Messenger RNA from Homalodisca vitripennis (glassy-winged sharpshooter), 1380 nucleotides. Its product is annotated as putative nuclease HARBI1. The transcript has a single exon. The record is from RefSeq and is a predicted model, not a curated record. NCBI's taxonomy places the organism in Eukaryota, Metazoa, Arthropoda, Insecta, Hemiptera, Cicadellidae. The coding region runs from base 472 to 1380 and encodes 302 amino acids.